This is a messenger RNA of Candidula unifasciata, 2114 nucleotides long. NCBI's taxonomy places the organism in Eukaryota, Metazoa, Mollusca, Gastropoda, Stylommatophora, Geomitridae. The record is from the annotation of a GenBank genome assembly.
AUGGCGGAUGUUGACGACGUCUGGUCUCAUUUGGAGGCAGAUGAUGUGUUCAGCAAAUUUCUGGAUGAGAGCUUUGAUUUUAAAGCUCAUGCCAACAAGGCAAUUCAAGGGAUGAUCAUUUCAGAACAGCUGGGGAAACUUGCAGAAGGCAUCAGUCUCUUGGACAAAGAAAUCCAUUCUCAGAUUGUGAGUCACCAUGAAGACUUGCUGUCACAGGCAACUGGAGUAGAGACAUUGGAAGGUGUCCUGCAGAUGAUGCAGACGAGAAUACAGUCCUUGUUAGCAGCGAUGGACAGAAUCCGUGCCAAGGUUUCGGAACCAUAUGCAAAAAUACUGGCAAGGACGACUCAGCUGCGACAUUUACAGGAAACCUGUGAUUUGCUCAGGCGUAUUAUCCGAAUCAUGUAUCUCAGCAAGCGACUUCAUGGCCAGCUGGAGGGCGGAGCUAGAGAGAUUACCAAAGCUGCUCAGAGUUUGAACGAAUUAGACUAUAUCUGUGAAGGUGUUGAUUUAGCCGGAAUAGAAGUCAUUGAACAGGACAGGAGGUUUGUGAAGCAGGCAAGGAAAGAGGUCCAAACUCAAGCACAGAAAAUGCUAGAACAAGGCAUGGAGACCCAGAACCAGACAGCGGUUGCCACAGCCUUGCAGGUGUUCUACAACCUGGGAUGUCUGCAUAAUGUUGUCGAAUCUGUUGUAGAUGGUUGUCGUGCAACCCUGCACCAACAGGUGAGAACAUACCUGGAUGUUCAAGCUCUAACCAUGGCCCAUGGAAACUCUGGGAAAGGUGCCCCAGGUAGGGCUGCCAUGCCAACACCUGGAAAUGCGGCCACCUUGAGAGCUAACCUCUGGACCAACAUGGAGAAGCUGAUGGACAACAUUUAUUCUGCCUGUGCCCAGGUACAACACUUACAGAAGGUUCUGUUGAAGAAGAGAGAUCCAGUGUCUCAUGUUUGUUUCAUAGAUGAACUUAGUCAGCACAGACACGGGGAUGUCAAUAUUAUUCAUGACUUCUGGGAGGACAUAACCAGGAUGUUGAGGAAAGAAUUUAAUGAUGCUGCAGAAAACUCAUCAUUCCUGAAGCAAGCAUUCGAAGGUGAAUAUCCCAAGCUACUGCGUCUCUACAAUGACUUGUGGCGGAGGUUGCAUCAGUUCAGCAUCACGCUGACUGUGACCCCUAGUGCAGGAGUUGAACUGGCACCAGGGAAGGACAGUUUGGAUAACUUCUUUGUGCAGACAGAGAAAGCAGAGCAACAUUAUGACUCAGAGAAAGCUCUCAGAGAAACACUGGCUCUGUUUGAAAAUGCCUACUUGUCCCGUUCUCUGUCGAGAUUAUUUGACCCCAUCAACCUUGUGUUUACAUCCAACUCAUCCAAUCCACCAACAUCCGAGGAAGUGGAUAACAUCGUCAAGACAAUAGCCAGUGAGCUGAACGUGUCAAGCGUGGACACCAAGUUGAGCAUCACUAUUGCCAAAAAUGCAGCUAAAACUGUCAAGCUUUUCUGUGUCAAGACUGAGCAGUUGUUGUCCACUGACGGAGAAGCAAGCCAGGUCAUUGGGCCUCAGUCUGCUGGACAGAUCCGUAAUGUUGCCAUUGUCAAUAUCUUGUACCAGUUUCAUCAGGCAGUGUUCAAGGUACUGUCUGGUGUCUCCCAUUUUCCUAACGAAGCCAAAGAAAGUAUUGAAGUGGCCCUGGAGUCGGUGGUUCAGCUGAUGAGAAAUGCCCUCCAGCCACUUCUGUCUUCCAUCUCUGAUGCCCUGGAGGCUAUUAUCCUGACCAUCCAUCAGGAAGAUUUCUCUGGUCCGGCACCAGGCAAGCAAGACAGUGAGCCCCCUUGCUCUCUGUACAUGAGAGAACUUCAGAGUUUCAUCUCCCGCUGUCAGACUGACUACUUGUCACAUUUCCGAUGUCAGAAUUUUAUCAUGGACAGCAUUCUACCACUGGCCGUUCGUUGUGUUGAGCUGUUUGUUCGACAUGCCAGUUUGGUUCGACCUAUUGGGGAUGGAGGGAAACUCAGACUGGCUGCAGAUUUUGCACAGAUGGAACUGGCAAUUUCACCACUGUGUCGGCGAGCAACCGACCUGGGGAAAACAUACAGACUUUUGCGUGCCUUCCG